AUGGCCCCCAAGAGUAAAAAGAAACGUAACAGCAAGGAUUCGACAUCCAGCAAUGCUGGCAGUGGUGAGGGAGAAGAUAAGAAAAAAAAGGAUGGCGGCGGGGGAGGAAGCAAGAAAAAAGGCGGUGUCGGAAAAUCUAUAGGAUGUGAUAUUUUCAAUGAUGCAGCCAUGGAGAAUGCUUACUAUGUGUGCCAUAAUGUGCAAGAUGUCUUAAAAUCUCGAGGUUUUCCAUGGCCAGAUGGGCAAAAAAAAAGAAGAAGAAGGGCAAACGUUGAUUUUGUAUUUUUAUGUUAA
Drosophila nasuta is the source of this 294-nucleotide messenger RNA. Its product is annotated as small lysine-rich protein 1. Bases 1 to 294 code for a protein of 97 amino acids. NCBI's taxonomy places the organism in Eukaryota, Metazoa, Arthropoda, Insecta, Diptera, Drosophilidae. The transcript is spliced from 2 exons. The record is from RefSeq and is a predicted model, not a curated record.